CAGCAUCAACCUUCUGAAUGCGUGCGUAAAAGGCGAGUUUACCGAAACCGGUUGGCUGGGCGGCGCACACACACACACACAAACACACACUCGAACCGGUGGAUGAACUUCAGCUGGAUAAUGGAUUAACGCAUCAGACAGAUAGCAGAAAACGCGCAGCAUACUAUGAGCUCCAGAUGUCAAUGUAUUGGAAGAAAACACCCACCCACCCACGGCGGGAUGACUCACAGUUUAAAGUAGUUGAAUAAGCGGUCGCCGGUGCGGACGGGGAGAUUCUGCGUGGGGUAUUUAACUUGUUUCUGCUACUUAAAGCGCUUCAUACCAAGGUUUUAAUGGGGCACAGGAGCUCGAGCCACCACACGGACUUGCUGCGCGAGGCGCUGGUGCCAGAUAUGGAUAGCGCGCGGGAUACCUCCGGACGCUGGUGCGCAUCUUCAUAAAGUGCGACACUUGGACACCGACGAGGCCAAAAACUUGAUCUGUCCCGAGUCACAGCUGCAGACACACCGGAAGACGAGCAGGACGAGCUCCGCUUCUCCCCAAACACCGAGUUAAUUUAAGGAGAAGAGUUUGAGAAAAGCUCUAAAGUACUUUUCCUUUUUUUUUUUUUUUUUUUUUUUUUUUUUAAAUUUAAACAAUCUUCACAGGAAGCUUUGAAGAUGCGUCAAGAGGUCGCGAGGAGAUUUCACGCGCUGCUGGUGACUUGGUCGAUACUUGUCGUUAGUUUGGGGACAGGGUUUCCGACCAGACACAAGAAUGUCGCCCACAAGGGUCAUGGCCACCAGAUUCACAACGGUGGGGUCCAGUACGCCCCCGAGGCUUUGGAGCAGCAGAACCAGGUCCAGAGUCUCCUGCCUGAGCCCCACAACCACCAGAGGAGGUGGUCCCACCCACAGCACCGCUCCGUUGGUGUCCUCCCUCAGCCUGAGCCUGAGGAGGAGACCAAACCCUUCAUCCUGGAUCUCAAGAACUUUCCAGACCUGGCCAAUGCUGACAUCAACUCGCAGAACCCCAACAUUCAGGUAACCAUUGAGGUGGUGGACGACCCCCAGAUGGAGGUGGAGAUGGACCUGGCCAAGGAAAAAGACUGGCUGCCCUCCUCUUCCUCCUCUUCCUCCUCACCCUCUUCCACAGUGGAUUGGCUCGGAGGCAAGAAGCUUUUCUGGCCCCUUUUCUGGAGUUACACCGACGCCGAUUCCAGCGAGGACAACAACAGCCGGUCAGGCGUGGAGGAAACUGGCGAGGAAGAGGAGGAGGGGGAUUACUCCCAGGAUUACGGCAGCGAAGAGCCCUUACCCAGUGGAGUGGGCGGAGACUGGGAUACGCGUUGGAACGAAGGCUGGGAUCCAAUGCAGAGCUACUAUGAGAAGGAGACAGAUGACUGGACUCCGUGGACUCCCUGCUCUGUGACAUGUGGUAACGGUGAGAGGAAGAGGACCAAGUCCUGUGGCUACUCCUGCACUCUGACAGAAGCCUCUAGGUGCGACCUGGAGCCUUGUCCUGGUGAUGUCAACACUGUGGUGGAGCCUUUCCCCUUCGAGAUGGAGAAUGGUACAGAGCCUUUUGGGACAGAUGUGGACAGCUGUGAGAAGUGGCUCAACUGUAAGAGUGAGUUCCUCCAGAGGUACCUCCACCAGGUCCUGUCUGAGCUGCCCAGCUGCCCCUGCUCCUACCCCCCUGAGGUGGCGUACACAGUGGUCAGCGUCUACGAUGAGAGUCAUGGCCGGCAGUUCCGCUGGCGUGAUGCCAGCGGUCCCAAGGAGCGCCUGGACAUCUACAAGCCUUCAGCUCGUAACUGCAUCCGCUCAGCUCUUUCAGGCGACUCCUCUACUCUUGCAGCGCAGCACUGUUGUUACGGUGACCGUGGGCGGCUGAUCACGAGGGGAAAAGGCGCGGGCACGCCUAACCUGAUCAGCACCGAGUUCUCACCUGAGCUGCACUUCAAAGUGGACGUGCUGCCCUGGAUCCUGUGCAAGGGAGACUGGAGUCGCUUCCAUGCCGUGCGGCCGCCAAAUAACGGAUUGAGCUGCCCAGAGAACCCCCACGAAGACGUGUUCAUGAAUGAACUGGAGGAGGCCAGGGAGUACUGAGGGACCGCAGCCAAAACUACCACUUCACUCAGAGAGUCAGAGGGCCCAAUCCUAAUUUGAGAGGAGACUGCCUACUUUAAAAGUCAUGAAAUAUUCCAUCUUAAUGGUGCAUCAUGCAUCAACCGUGCGUGGACUGAGAGGAAGUGCUCAUUUGUGAUUGGGAGAUUCGAGGGGUUUAGGUGUGACGGUGAAGUGUGGCUGUCUCAAGUUAGGAUUUGGCACAGUGUCCUGAUAUCAGGCUCAACGGAACUGAACUGAAUAACAAGAAUGGAAAAAAAUGCAGUGUUCUCCCAUCGCUUGCCAACCUGUUCCACAUCUGGCAUAACAUCAAGCUCUCUGUCUUUAUAUUCAGUCCACUCUCCUGGGUGCGUGUAAGCAUGAUGUCAACCUACUGGCUUUUUUUGACGGUGUCCUGGAGCGCUUGUGAUUGACAUUAGCAACAUAUGGUAAACAUCCUGUUUGUGCUUCUUGUAGGUUUUAUUAUGUAUGAAUGUGGGCUGGUUUUAUUGAUGAAACAAACACGUGCAUGGGAAGUGCAACAGAUGAAUAUCCCAUCUAUGCUGCUACAAUAUAAAAUCCUUCAGGUAUUCAGGGGGGACAAGACAACAGGACAUCAGUAAACCCAAAAGAUGCCACAUGCAUUCACAGUAAUGUACAUUCAGCCAGUCUUUUGGGAAACUAAAAUUAGUAACGUUAGGAGAAUUUGGGACCUCAACCAGAGAGGUAAGCUAAACAGAUUUGAAACGUUCUGCUGUCGCUAGUGAGAAUUACGAGAGUAGCCCAUUAGCAGUACUGUUACGGGAAUGGCACAUUUGAUUUCAAAUGUUUUGUCACACAGAUUGAUCUCAUGUGUUUCCUCACAUUUCCACAGCCAGGACGAUGUGUGAUCUGGGUGCCAAAGAGUUAAAAAUCAGACUGUUGGUGCCUGUGUAAAUCCAGCCUCCUAAGUCUCUACGGUGCAAAUGUAGGAAAGUAAAUAAAUAAAUUCUGCAGUGACUAGAUUGUGCUCAUAGAUCUCUACGAUGUUCUCAGGGGGAUUAACUGACCAUGAUAAAACAAAUUUGUUCUUUUACCUCGACAGCGGAGCACUAUUGGGACUAGUUCAAAGUGUUUUGGGGUAAAGAUUAGCAGGAGGGAAUCGGAUCCAGAAAGUAACUGACGAACACAUGAUGCUUUUUGUGCAGUUUCAGAAAGCAGUUGCAACCCUUAUAACUGAAGAGAUGUCGAUGCAUUGUGUGUGGUAGGAAGAUGUCAUUGCUGCUUAAGCUGUUGGCAUAGGGUCUUUGGGUUUAUGUACAGAACUGGACUGGACAGAAAGGACGUUCCUGAGAAGUCGUGUAGUCUGAGCCUUUACCCUAGGUAACAUAGAGUUCAGGUAAAGGCGACAUGAGAGUAGUCACCAUUAGCUGAUACUCCAUAAGGUGUAGUGCAAAGUAUGGAAACAAAAGUCAUGUUAACCGAAUAUUUUUUGUUACCGUUAUUUUGCCAGAUCAAAAUGCUUUAGGUGAUUCAACAUAACUAAGUAAUUCACACCCGCCCAGCUAGUGACUUGCAUAUUAAUUAGCUAUUGUCUCUUCUUGACUCUGAUGUCACAUGCAGGACUUCAUUGUCUAGCUGGCUUUAGCACUGGUUGACUAUAUUGCUACAAACCAUCCCAAAAUGUCAUCUCAGAGUGCUUUCACACCUGCCCUGUUUGGUGCGUUUCAAUCGAACUCAAGUUCAUUUACCCCCUAAGUGCGGUUCGUUCUACAAAAAGAAAAUCAAACAUGCUAGACUUUAUGUUGGAACGUCGUGAGGCAUCCCAGACGUGGCGUCGGUUGUCAUCUACUAUGACACACUACACGAGAUGAAACGAUGGAUUAUGGCGUACAACACUUGUUGUCGUUCACGAUUCAUGCCGUCGCUGUGUUGGGUUAUAAUCGGGCUGAUAUGGUGUAGUGUGUACCCGGCAUAACCCUAACCAAUCUCACUCCUGUUGCCUAAAGGCUCAUUUAUGCUCCCCUUACAUACGAAAAAGUAUACGUCC
This is a messenger RNA of Epinephelus lanceolatus (giant grouper), 4116 nucleotides long. RefSeq names its product isthmin 2b (gene ism2b). The record is from RefSeq and is a predicted model, not a curated record. NCBI's taxonomy places the organism in Eukaryota, Metazoa, Chordata, Actinopteri, Perciformes, Serranidae.